This is a messenger RNA of Acanthaster planci (crown-of-thorns starfish), 3612 nucleotides long. RefSeq names its product acid-sensing ion channel 1C-like. Gene Ontology annotation, cellular component: plasma membrane. NCBI's taxonomy places the organism in Eukaryota, Metazoa, Echinodermata, Asteroidea, Valvatida, Acanthasteridae. The record is from RefSeq and is a predicted model, not a curated record. Gene Ontology annotation, biological process: sodium ion transmembrane transport. Gene Ontology annotation, molecular function: ligand-gated sodium channel activity.
UUUGGUAAUAUGGUUUGAUCUUCGUGUCACUUAUCCGUAUGUCACCGGUGUAUACCAUGGGACAGUACAGAAAAACGCCUGAAGGGACAGCUUUAUUGACAGACACAGUGGAAAUUUCCGCAGCCUGAUGAGGUCAUAAUCAUUUCACGGAACUAAUUUUCGUGACGAGAGCCGGUUCUUACGGUUACGAAUCGAUUGUGACUUGUUUGACUUCGCUACUUUAACAGCCGACUCAAGUCGCAAUUAAGCCUGUUGUCAAAGCAAACAUUUUGAGGCUGUGUGUGCCUAAACGGCAGCGACUGGAGAAGAUUUGCUUAAGUACACUCACGUAAACACACAGCAGCUUCCAGACGGAGGCUUGGAGACUUGAAACAGACCGGCUCGCCCUCGACGUUAGAGAAAGCGCGUCUCCGCGUCAACACCAAUGGGGAUCAGAGUGAAACCCAUCGAGGAUGAUAUCAGCAUCAUCUCCUUCAACACCGAUGAAGUUAAAAUCGACAAACGAGAGAGGGACAAGGAGACCACAGGGGAUAGUCUCAAGACGGGUCGCGCGGGGCCACAGAAGGGGUCAAAGUAUCACAGCUCCCGCUGCACCAAGUUCCUGGCGACAUGGUCAUCGACUCUACCUGACGCCGUAGGAAUCACGGGGAUUCAGUACAUAGUCAGCAACCAGGACCAUAUUCUUAGAAGGUUUGUUUGGCUGUUGGCGCUGUUCGGGGGAUUUGCAGCUGCUUCCUACCAGACCAUCGACAGAACAAUUUACUUCCUCAGUAACCCCAAGAGCGUAGACUACGAGAUCAAGUACAUCAGCCCGCUGGAAUUCCCCGCCGUCACCGUCUGCAACUACAACAGUUACAGAAACGCUGCGUUAUUUAGCAACGUUACCUACCAUCCGUUUGCUUUUUUGCUGUCCGAGGUUUCAAACGCAAUACACACGCAGCAACCAGUCAACUACUCCUAUUACGAAACUUACCUUACUGACGUCAAUACGACAGAAAUGUAUCUGCAACUUGCACACGAAAUGGAAUAUUCUCAAAUGUUAAUCGUGGCUUACUGGGAUGGAUGGGGAAGUGUAACCUCUGCUAACUUCACCCGAGUCAUCACGGAUUUUGGUGUUUGCUACACGUUCAACGCAGGGCAGGCCGGACAAGAGCUCCUGAAGCAGAAAGUUGCAGGGAAGGGACAUGGACUGAGUCUGAUGUUGGAUGCACAGCAGUACUUUUACUUCUAUUCCUCCAAGGCACUUCAAGUUUCCGCAGGCUUUGUCGUUGCGAUACACAACCAGAGUGAGGUGCCACAAGUGGAUUCCCUUGGAGUGGGCGUGGCACCAGGCACUGAGGUCCGGAUUGGCCUCAAAAGGAAAGAGGCUAUCAAUCUUGAACCUCCGCACGGAGAAUGCGGCUCCAAGGAACUGAAAUAUUUCAGUUCCUAUUCAAUAAACUCGUGUCGCCAGGAAUGCCUGACGGAUUUUGUUCUGGAGGGGUGCGGCUGUGUCGAGCCGUACAUGGCAGUGCCUAGUGAUUUGCCAGUCUGCAAUCCUGCCAAAGUAUUUUCCUGUGUUUACACUGAAACAGAAAGGUUCAACAGCGACGGAGUUUGUGAGUGUCCUAUUCCAUGCCAACAGACGACCUACACAACUAGUUUAUCGUUCGCAACCUUCCCUUCUGAUUUUUAUAUCCAGACGCUUGUAAACUUGUACAGCGACUUCAACGUUACACCGGAAUACUUUUCUUCCAACACGCUGAAGAUUGAAAUUUACUACGAGGAGCUGAGUGUGGAGAGUAUGGAGCAGCAAGAAGCAUACACGUUCUUUGCAUUGCUAUGUGACCUUGGGGGCGCCCUAGGCCUGUGGCUGGGAGGUAGCAUCCUUACCUUCGUAGAGAUACUGGACCACUUUGGCCACACUGCGUUCCUUCGAGGUACAGCGUUCCAACAUUCUUAAAGCAUCUUGUAUGUAUAUUUAUGUGUUGCCCUAACCAACAUUUGAGCCUAACUGGAAACGAUGAUACUCUGUAAAUAUUUAUUUUACAAAAACAGUCAGGGAUACACGAUGAUUUCGUUUUUGAAAACCUGCGUUUUUGCUUCAUAGAAUUGGCAACAGUAAUAUCGGCGUAUCCCAACUGUGGUUUUUUUUGGAGUGCGGUUUUGCCACAAACAUCAUGAAAUAUGAACCUGUGUUUUGUAAAUUUUUUGAACAGUGUUUAUUAAAUCUUUUGUAGUGAAAAUAAACAGAAAAAGUAAUAUAGUUUUGGUGUUAAUAAAGCAAGAAUUAUAUGAUUGCUUCAAGAGAAUUUCAUGAAGUAAUAAAUCCCUUCUUUUGCUGUUUUGUCCUGCAUUCAUACUUUAAAGUGGCACCUGCAAUAUAACCAGGCACUUACCGUAGUAAAGCCCCUUAGAUUGUUCAAUGCAUUAUUCACACUGAAGUAUCACUUUUGCCAAUUCUCACGUUGCAAGUUGAAAACUCGUGUUUGAUUCCACUCAUGCAGGAUGACAUGUUACAUGUAUUUUCGGUCCGUACUUGAUGGUGAAUAUUCCAGUGAUAUCUGUCUGGACAUUGAUUUUCAAUCCAUUUUGGCUGUUCAGAAGUUGGAAAAAUACCGUUAAAUUCCAGCCUUUUUUACUCGCCGCGAAAGUGCGUGUCGGGUGGGGAUGGUUCAAUUUCCCACCCCCUUGUUCUGGGGCUGAUACUCCCUUAAGACUUAUGUCAUCUACCUGAAUGCUAUACUGGGAGUAUAAUGGUUACAUCGUACAUAAUACAACCACACAGCAGAGCAUAGCUUAAUAUGUGUAUAUCACAGUCUCUACAACGGGGAGGGUCACAUAAUGAGCUUAUUGCUUCUCAUAUCGGUUUACGCGCAGUGCAAGGCCACUAUUAGUACAGUAAGGUACUAAAAUUCUAAUGUGAUUAGCGACGAAGGCCUUUAUUAAUAAUUGGAAGAUAAUAGCACGCCGUAUUUCGAUGGACCGCUUGUGCUUAAGUCUACAUUUUUAAAGGGUCAAAUAUUUUUUUGUUUUAAGGUCUGUUUUUAAGAUAUAAAUUUUGUCCAACUGUAUUUUUACAAUAAAUAUUUGUCACAUUUGUAUAGGUUUCUCUUUACGAGAGUUAUUUUCAGAGACAUUGUUUCUGUUUGGGGAGAACAUUGUUUCCACUAGGUACAUUUUACCAAGUCUGCUUUUCGAAAUUAUAAUAGUUUGUUUUCAUGAGAUCUAUUCUUAGAAACAUAGGUUUUAAUUUGUCUUUACACAAAAAUAUGCUACAAAAAUAUUUUUAUAUAAAGCGAGAUAGUUUAUACAGUCGCUGCAGCUUGAAAUUCUGAAAAAGGCUUGAGAGAGGCAGAGAGGGCAAUUUCGGAAAAAUCAAUUCCCAGACAGACAUCCUUGUAACAAUGUUCUUUGCUGGCAAAAUACACCAUUAAAUGCGGAAUGAAACGCACUUUGCAUAUUAUCCUCGGUGGAAACUGAAUCGAGUUGUCGACUUGCAAAGUGAGCACACAAAGUGUCCCUCCAAACAAAAUGGGUAUGAGUAAACAAUGUCCAUUUUAGACAAAAUGUAAAUUGAGAGUAUUUAUAAUAUACAGGAUGUCCCAGAACAGACCAUGAGGAAAGGGGUUA